Messenger RNA from Rubroshorea leprosula, 3081 nucleotides. NCBI's taxonomy places the organism in Eukaryota, Viridiplantae, Streptophyta, Magnoliopsida, Malvales, Dipterocarpaceae. The record is from the annotation of a GenBank genome assembly.
AUAGCUUUGUCUGCUUCAAUCUAUAACCUUACAGUGGUAUCAGAGCCUCAACUGCUCUUAUGAGUCUUGAUCAUGGCCACUCCCGAUGAAUCCCCAAACUCUGCUGCAUCCAAAACCUCCCCAAACUCUGCUGCAACUGUUCUCAAUCCUGGACUCACCAAAAAUCCAUUAUCUUUCAAUUCCGCCGCAUUCCCUGUAAAGCUAACGCCCACCAACUAUAUGUCUUGGAGGGCUCAAUUUACUUCUUUGCUUGCAGGUUAUGAACUCGAUGGCUGCCUUGAUGGUAGGAACCCCUGUCCAGUUGCAACCGCACCAGAGUACAGCUUAUGGGCUCGUCAAGAUCAACUCUUGCGACAUGCUCUUAUCACCUCUGUCUCGGAGAACAUUACCCCUUAUAUUGCAGCUGCUGCCACAGCACAACAGGCAUGGGAAACAUUAGCGAGGCUCUAUGCUAAUUGCUCUCAAAGUCGGGUGAUCACUUUAAAGGAACGUCUCCAAAACAUGAGACGUGAUGGCUGGUCUGUUGCAAAUUAUUUAAUAAAUCUCAAGACUGUUGCUGAUGAAUUGGGAACCAUUGAUCGUCCACUCAACGAUGAUGAUCUUACAGUUUAUAUUCUUAAUGGCCUUGGCCCUGAGUUUCGGGAGAUUGCAGCUUCUCUUCGAGCACGGGACUCCUCUCUUUCCUUUGAUGACUUGCAUGAUAGAUUGGUUGCUCAUGAAGAAAGUCUUAAACGAGAAGAAGCCUGUCCUGAGAUCACACCGGUGACAGCUCAUUAUGCUGCUGUUUCCUUUCACUCCAAUACUGAUUCCUCUUCUUCAUUGAGUGCAGGAAACUCUCAUUCCUCUCUUGGCUGCCACCCUCUACAAGGAUUCUGUGGCAAUCGGAAUGGUUGCCAGCUGUAUGGUCGUGCAGGCCACUUUGCUCGAAAUUGCCCCAGCUACCGUGUGCAAGCUCUUGGGCCCAUGGCAAAUUUGGCCUCCUCCUCUCCUGCUUUUUCUGAGGAUUGCCUAUUGGAUUCUGGUGCCAACAACCAUGUGACCACUGACUUGGCUAACUUGGCAUUGCAUUCUGAAUACAAUGGUCCUGAUGAACUCCAUAUCGGUGAUGGAACAAGUUUGCAAAUCACACAUGUGGGACACUCCACCCUAUCUACCCCUCAAUCCUCUUUACCUUUGCGUAAUGAUUGCUACACGAACGAGACACUACUCCAAGGGCCAACCGUUCAUGGGAUUUAUCAAAUACCGAGAAAAUUUAGCUCCAAACCAACAGCACUAGUGGGAGAGCGUACUUCUUUGGCGAUUUGGCAUUUACGCUUAGGAUAUUCUAUAGAUAACUUGGGUUACAAAUGCUUGGAUUUGAGUUCUCGAAAAUUGUUUUUCUCCCGCCAUGUGGUGUUUGACGAGUCUACCUUUCCUCACAAAUCUCAAUCCAUUAUCCCUAUUUUACCCUCUACCUUUUUACAUGCCAAUGAGUCGUCCUCUACCUCUACCUCUGGUCUUGAUCUUAGUAAUUCGCCAUCGUCACUUGCCUCUCCUAUCGAUGCUCCCCAUGAAUUGGUGGCUCAAGAGGUGCCUCUUCUUGUAGCUUCUCCUUCAUCAAUCCCAUCACCGAUUCUGUGUCCUGCACCUCUAAGUGAACCCACUUGUGUGACACAAGCUCUUAAAGAUCCCAAUUGGAGACGGGCUAUGUCUGAAGAAUUUAGUGCUCUUGUGCAUCAAGAUGGUAGUAUUGAGCGUUAUAAGGCUCGCUUGGUUGCCAAAGGCUUUCAUCAACGUCCCGGAUCUGACUAUUUCAACACAUUUAGUCCUGUUAUUAAACCUACUACUAUUCGUACUGUUUUAUCUAUUGCAAUAAGCCAGCAGUGGGUUAUCCGGCAAUUGGAUAUUAAUAAUGCCUUUUUACAUGGUCAUCUUGAGGAACAAUUGUUUAUGCAGCAACCAGCAGGGUUUGUUGAUCCUCGUUUCCCUCAGCAUGUGUGCAAAUUGCGGAAGUCUAUAUAUGGCCUGAAGCGAGCUCCCCGAGCAUGGUUUAAUGAGCUUAAAAGUUUUAUUAUCUCUCAAGGCUUCUCUCAAUCUAAGUCAGACUCGUCUCUUUUUAUUCUUCACAAAGGGUCUACUUGGAUUUAUUUUCUUAUCUAUGUUGAUGAUAUUAUAAUUACAAGAAGUGACUCUUCAACUGUUCAGUCUCUUAUUCAGAUCAUGGGAGCUCGCUUCUCCUUAAAGGAUUUAGGGCCUCUCAAUUUUUUUCUCGGUGUUGAAGCAAUUCCCACUGCUGCUGGUCUUUUCUUAUCCCAACAUCGGUACAUUACUGAUCUUCUCCAGCAGUAUAACAUGCAUGAGGUCAAGCCUGUGCCCACCUCGCUUGCUGCUUCCACUUCAUUGCAUCUUGGUUCUGGUUCACCUCUUUUUGAUGGUUCUAUUUACCGGCGGCUUCUUGGCUCCCUGCAAUAUCUUGCUCUCACUCGUCCGGAUCUCUGCUUUGCCGUGAAUAAGCUAUCUCAAUUUAUGCAUCAACCCACUGAUGCUCACUGCUCCACAGAGGCUAAAUAUCGCGCCUUGGCAUCUGUUGCUUCUGAACUGGUUUGGGUUCGCAAUCUACUAUCAAAACUUGGAGUUUCUGGUCUUGGCUCUCCUGCUCUGUUUUGUGAUAACAUUGGUGCCACUUACUUAAGUCUCAAUCCCGUUCCUCACUCUCGGAUGAAACAUAUCGCUGUUGACUUACACUUUGUUCGGGAUUUAGUCGAGAAGAAUGUCCUUCAUGUUUCUCACAUUUCUUCUCAUGAUCAGCUUGCUGAUGGCCUUACUAAGGCUCUGUCUACUGCUCGCUUCUCCAGUUUGCGUUCCAAGAUUGGUGUUGCUGAUGGCACCUCCAUCUUGCGGGGGCGUGUUAAGGCAACUGCAUCUCCAGUUGUUACCACGUUUAACUCGACUCUGAACCAAUUUAGAUGCUUUUGUGAUGGUGGGGAUUUCUGUCCUCCCCAGAUGCCAGUUGUUCUAGCAAGCCAGUUCGAUACUCCGAGCACUCCGCCUAUUCCUGAUCCUAUACUUACCCCUGCUAUGUGUUUUCUACCUUGAUUUUCA